AUCCACCGCUGUAAAGAUCUACACGCACUACUGUGAGUACUUCGCAACAACCCUCUACCUAUCACACUCUUCCACACAGCAAACAUGGCCAAGGGAAAGCGUUCCGCUGACGCCAAGGGCAGCCAGAAGCGCCAGAAGAAGGUGCUCCGCGACAACAUCCGCGGCAUCACCCGCGGCUCCAUCCGCCGCAUGGCCCGCCGUGGCGGCGUGAAGCGCAUCUCGAGCGAGAUCUACGAGGAGGUGCGCCGCGUGCUGAAGGCCUACGUCGAGGACGUCGUGCGCUCCAGCACCGCGUACACCGAGUAUGCGCGCAAGAAGACGGUGACGGCGUCGGACGUCGUGAACGCGCUCCGUAAGCGCGGCCACAUCCUGUACGGCUACGCGUAA
Messenger RNA from Leptomonas pyrrhocoris, 387 nucleotides. Its product is annotated as histone H4. The transcript has a single exon. Lineage: Eukaryota; Euglenozoa; Kinetoplastea; Trypanosomatida; Trypanosomatidae. The coding region runs from base 85 to 387 and encodes 100 amino acids. Gene Ontology annotation, biological process: nucleosome assembly. The record is from RefSeq and is a predicted model, not a curated record. Gene Ontology annotation, molecular function: protein heterodimerization activity; DNA binding; structural constituent of chromatin.